This is a messenger RNA of Sclerotinia sclerotiorum 1980 UF-70, 783 nucleotides long. RefSeq lists its product with no specific name. The transcript is spliced from 3 exons. Bases 1 to 783 code for a protein of 260 amino acids. The record is from RefSeq and is a predicted model, not a curated record. Lineage: Eukaryota; Fungi; Ascomycota; Leotiomycetes; Helotiales; Sclerotiniaceae.
AUGAUUGAUCAAGAACAAGCAGAAGGAAAGAUUUACCAGUGCAAAUCCUGGGGAGGUAUUAACGAAACAUUGAUGGCGGAAGGAAUUCGCGGAUAUAUUCAUCGUCUGCGUCCAGCUCUUCAAGAUCAUGACAGGGAAGAAGCCAUUGAAAUUUCUGCUAGUGGUCCUGUCAGCUCGUCUAAAUUAAUCGUAAUCGAUUACAUCAACCAAAUGGUUCAUCCUAGCCAAGUGGAGGGGAAACUUUAUGUCUUCCUGCCCAAGGCUGAGCUUAAGGAAAUGGAUAUUACCCUCGAUACGAAUGUAACAGAUAUUGUGCGCAUACACAAGGUUAUCUGUCUUGGAACUGUGCAUGGUAGACCGGAUUAUGUGAAAGUAAUGACUAUCACAACAAAAGUCAUAGAAAAUCAUGAUUACGUGCCUAUCUCUCCUACUCGGAAGAAGCCCUACGACAUCCAGAUCAAGCUACGCAAUAACCUUGGCUGGGGAUACUCUCGUGGGCAACCGGCCAUUUUUAUCACUACGUUACCCGAACUCUCAUAUCUCAAGAUCGACGAGUUCUACGAGGUCCCAGUUGAAGCACUUAGGGAAGCAACAGAUGAUUACGAAAACCCAUUAUCUAUUCCAACUAGACAUCAUGGAGGGCUAGCUGAGCUCAAAAACCACAUUAGAUGUCGUGAUAAAGCCUGCAACAGCGCCGCAGCAUAUCAGCAGAUGCAUGAACGGGAGCUGCUUGAGGUAACAGAAAACUUAUCCUUGAACUCUGAGCAGCAUAAUCACGGCUGA